AUGGGUGAUCACAUUGGGUCAAGUGUCUCUUCUCUUUACAACAAUUCAGUACAAAAUGAAGUUGUUAUUCCUCAAAUGUCUGCAACAGCUUUGCUUCAAAAAGCUGCUCAAAUGGGUUCAACAGCAAGCAGUGGAAGUGGUUCUUUGCUUAGAGGUUUUGGCAGUUCUUCAUUAAGUGGUCCUAAAUCGGGAAAAGCUGUGCAAGUUGAAUUUGGUGAUGCCACAAAGGUUGCUGAUCCAUCAGAUGCUCACUCAGUCAAGCGAUCAUUUCCUCUGACAUAUGGGAAACCAUUAAUUCAUUUCUCAAAAAAGUCUGGUGGAGUCUCGAGUACCACCGCCACCGAGUUAAAAGAAGCAAUGAGGUACAAACUGCAUUGUUAUUUCCUGACUUUGGUUGUGGAAGAAAAAGUAGAUAAAUCAAAUUCUCUGGAAUAUCAGUUUAUUGAUUUUGUUCUCCUCAGUAGUACUGAUUCAAUCAAAUUGAUUGUUUUCAGAGUUGGGGUCGUAUUUUGUGGACGCCAAUCUCCUGGAGGACAUAAUGUUAUAUGUGGACUUUAUGAUGCUAUCAAGUUUUACAACCCCAAAAGUACCCUGAUAGGAUUUUGUGGAGGUACUGAAGGCUUAUUCGCACAAAAAUCCAUUGAAAUCACAGAAGAUAUUGUUCUGACAUAUCGUAAUCAGGGUGGUUAUGACAUGCUGGGUAGAACAAAGGAUCAGAUUAGAACAAGUGAGCAAGUGAAAGCUGCAAAGGAUGCUUGUGAGGCUUUGAACUUAGAUGGGCUUGUCCUAAUUGGUGGGGUCAUCACUAAUACUGAUGCUGCACAGCUUGCUGAAACAUUUGCUGAAGAAAAAUGCAAAACAAAGGUGGUUGGCGUUCCUGUUACAUUGUAUGGUGAUCUAAAGAACCAGUUUGUUGAAGCAAAUGUUGGGUUUGAUACAAUAUGCAAGGUGAAUUCGCAACUUAUCAGCAAUUUAUGCACUGAUGCUCUCUCUGCAGAAAAGGUACACCUUUAAGGAGUUGUUUGGAAUGCUAUCAGAUAUUCCCAAUCAUAGAUCAAAAU
This is a messenger RNA of Telopea speciosissima, 1061 nucleotides long. RefSeq names its product pyrophosphate--fructose 6-phosphate 1-phosphotransferase subunit alpha-like. NCBI's taxonomy places the organism in Eukaryota, Viridiplantae, Streptophyta, Magnoliopsida, Proteales, Proteaceae. Gene Ontology annotation, biological process: photosynthesis; response to glucose; glycolytic process. The record is from RefSeq and is a predicted model, not a curated record. Gene Ontology annotation, cellular component: cytosol. The transcript has 8 exons. Gene Ontology annotation, molecular function: 6-phosphofructokinase activity; diphosphate-fructose-6-phosphate 1-phosphotransferase activity. The coding region runs from base 1 to 1014 and encodes 337 amino acids.